AUGCGCGCAAACCCGCUGACAACGCUCUCCCGAAAACCAGGCAACUUUCCCUUCACCACCAUCGACCCCCAAAGAGCAAUCGGCUACCUCCAGAUCGACUGCGCCUGCGCCCGCCACAACGUCUCGGACCGCUGCAAGCCCAACUACGGCGCCUGCGUCGACGGCCGCCGCUCCGUGCCCAUCGAGCUCCUCGACGUAGCCGGCCUCGUCCCCGGCGCCCACCAGGGCCGCGGCCUGGGCAACAAGUUCCUCGACGACCUCCGCCACGCCGACGCCCUAAUACACGUCGUCGACGCCUCGGGCACGGUGGACGCCGAGGGCAAGGAAACGCGCGGCUACGACCCCUCCGUCGACAUCGCCUGGCUGCGGAGCGAGAUCGUCGCCUGGAUCCUCGGCAACCUCAUGCAGCGAUGGCCCAGCAUCCGCCGCCGCCACGUCGCCGUCAAGGCCACCGCCGUGGAAACCCUCCAGGGCCAGUUCUCCGGGUACGGCGCCACGUCGACCGUCAUCGCCCGCACCCUGGACAGGGCCGCCGUCAAGGAGCCCCUCGAGGAAUGGUCCGACGAGACGGUCGCGCACAUUGUCAACGCCUUUGUCGACGAGAAGUUCCCCACCGUCAUUGCCCUCAAUAAAAUCGACCAUCCGGACGCCGACAAGAACAUUUCCAAAAUCGCAAAGAUGCAGGACCCCAAAACAAUCGUUCUCUGCUCCGCAAUCUCGGAAAUCUUUUUGCGGAAAAUGGCCAAACAGGGGUACAUAAAGUACGUCGAGGGGAGCGAGUUCAUAGACACGCGCGAGGAUCUCAUUGAGCAGGGCGACCCCGACGGCGGGGGCCUGAAAGAACUGGAUGAGAAGAAUCGCAACCGGAUAGAGAACCUAAAGGACAUGGUGCUCUACCGGUUCGGGUCGACGGGCGUCGUGCAGGUUCUGACGAGGGCGGCAGAGCUGCUAGGGCUGGUCCCCGUGUUUCCGGUGAGGAAUACAGCAACCUUUAGCUCCGGGGCGUCAGAGUCCAAGGUUGUGUUUCGGGAUUGUGUGCUCGUCAAGAAGGGGUCGACGGUGGGGGAUGUUGCGAAGAAGGUCAUGGGAGAUGCGCCGAUUGCCUAUGUUGAAGGUAUUGGGGGUUUGAGAGUGGCCGAGGACGAUUACGUUGCUGUUGGGAAGAAUGAUAUAUUGUCCUUCAAGGUUGGCAGGGGAUAA
Metarhizium acridum CQMa 102 is the source of this 1200-nucleotide messenger RNA. RefSeq lists its product as uncharacterized. Gene Ontology annotation, cellular component: cytoplasm. NCBI's taxonomy places the organism in Eukaryota, Fungi, Ascomycota, Sordariomycetes, Hypocreales, Clavicipitaceae. Gene Ontology annotation, molecular function: ATP hydrolysis activity; GTP binding. The record is from RefSeq and is a predicted model, not a curated record.